GGUUCGAAUUUUGAUCAAAUCCGACCUCCUUCUCCGACGAGCCUUCCCUCACUUCUUCAGUUUCCUUCUCUUCUCUGCUCAGCUCAACAACACAAAUCAUCAGCUGUUUUGUCACUGGAUUGUGCCAUCGAGAAGCAUAUCUAUGCCUCUAGUUUCUUCCUUGGAUGAGAAAUCGUAAUUUUAAAUUUGUUUAUUCAGAUUGAUUCGUCUUCAAUUUCAGCUCGUGUUUAGCAAAGACGAGCCCUUUUAUCCUCGGAGAAGAGCUCGUAAUCAAUGGUGAAUACCAUGGAAUCAAAAUCAAGGAAAGAAAGCAUUUUGAUCAAAUACGCCAUCUUCUCACGGCUCCUGGUUCUGCUCUUAACUCUUUUAUGGCGGAGCUUACUCCAGCCGUACGAUACAUCUGCUGCACUCAAUCCUCCAUGCUUGUAUCACAAAGAAGAUCCUCCUCCCCUUCUAGUAGCCAAUGCAGCUUCGAGAUCCCUUGAAAACAGCAUUGUUUGGGACAGCGUGUAUUUUCUCCGAAUCACGGAGUGUGGGUAUGAGUAUGAGCAGACUUACGCCUUUUUGCCUCUGCUCCCUUUCUUCAUCUCGAUUCUCUCUCGAACAGUUUUUGCGCCUUUGGUUCCAUUGAUUGGUCUUCGAGCUGUGAUGGUGCUGUCUGGUUACAUUGUCAGCAACUUGGCCUUCGUAUUUGCUGCUAUCUAUCUAUUUAGGGUUUCAGUUAUUAUCUUGAAGGACACUGAGGCAUCAUUCAGAGCUUCAAUUAUCUUCUGUUUCAACCCAGCGUCCAUAUUUUAUUCGGCAAUAUAUACAGAAAGUCUGUAUGCUCUUUUUUCUAUUGGAGGCGUGUAUCACUUGUUAUCUGGUACCAGCAAUGUAGCCGUUCUCUGGUUUGCACUCUCUGGCUGUGCAAGGUCCAAUGGAGUUCUUAAUGCUGGUUAUAUCUGUUUCCAGACGAUGCAUCAAGCAUAUGAAGCUUUAUAUCAGAAAAGGCGCAUUUAUUUGGCUAUACAGGUUUUGGUUGCUGGAUUUCUUAGAUGCGUUUGCAUUUGUCUUCCUUUUGUCGCGUUUCAAGCAUAUGGAUACUAUAACAUUUGUCAUGGACAUACGCUUGAUGAAAUGAGGCCUUGGUGCAAAGGAAGGAUACCUUUGCUAUACAACUUCAUUCAAAGUCAUUAUUGGGGAGUAGGUUUCCUUAAAUACUUUCAGUUUAAACAGCUCCCAAACUUUCUGCUUGCAUCCCCAAUUCUCUCUUUAGCUGUGUGUUCAAUUAUGAGUUACAUGAAGUCUCGGCCUGAACUUUUCAUUUCACUGGGGUUUCAAGCUACCGAGAAAGAAAAGAGAUCUGCUGCAAGGCUUUAUUCUCUGAAUGAUGCAGUUGAAACAAGUGUUAAAUCUUCAACAAAUGAAGGAAAUCGUGACAUUAGGCAGCGGAAACCUAGUAAGAAGGAUGUCACUGUGACCAAAGCGGCUUCAGAAUCCAGCUCUCCAGAAAAAUCAGGAUACUUUUCAGCUGAUGUUUUCCCGUUUAUCGUACACUUGGGUUUAAUGACAACCACUGCUUUCUUCAUCAUGCAUGUUCAGGUUGCAACACGGUUCUUGUCAGCAAGCCCACCUCUUUACUGGUUUGCAUCGAAUCUGAUUGCAUCUCCAAAACAUAAUAAAUGGGGAUACUUGAUACGGUCAUAUUGUGCAGCCUAUAUCCUUCUUGGUACCUUGCUCUUCUCAAAUUUCUAUCCCUUCACUUGAAUUCAUGGUUUUGUCAGCAGUUUGGUGUUUUAUCAGAGUAACGAUAUGUGGGUUUAACUUUCCCAACGAAAAAAUUACCGGCUUCAUCUCAAGUCAUGUACAUGUAGAGAACCAACCGGUUUUGUUGUUUCUGCAGGAUUUUAGCCAAUUAGUAUUAAUUUUUUGCUGUGCUCAGUGCUCAUUGUGAUCUCAUUUGGCAAGACAUUGAUAUGUUCUUUUGGCUGUUUUGUAAAAGAAUUGCCAUUGAGGCGACUGCUGUAAAAACUUGUUUGACCCAUGAAAUACACUCAUAUUUUGAUUCUUUGA
Messenger RNA from Capsella rubella, 2055 nucleotides. Its product is annotated as GPI mannosyltransferase 2. Gene Ontology annotation, cellular component: mannosyltransferase complex; endoplasmic reticulum membrane. Gene Ontology annotation, biological process: GPI anchor biosynthetic process. Bases 274 to 1749 code for a protein of 491 amino acids. Gene Ontology annotation, molecular function: GPI mannosyltransferase activity; alpha-1,6-mannosyltransferase activity. The record is from RefSeq and is a predicted model, not a curated record. The transcript has 8 exons. NCBI's taxonomy places the organism in Eukaryota, Viridiplantae, Streptophyta, Magnoliopsida, Brassicales, Brassicaceae.